This is a messenger RNA of Elephantulus edwardii (Cape elephant shrew), 979 nucleotides long. Its product is annotated as sphingolipid delta(4)-desaturase DES1-like. The transcript has 3 exons. Gene Ontology annotation, molecular function: sphingolipid delta-4 desaturase activity. Gene Ontology annotation, biological process: ceramide biosynthetic process. Bases 8 to 979 code for a protein of 323 amino acids. Gene Ontology annotation, cellular component: membrane. The record is from RefSeq and is a predicted model, not a curated record. Lineage: Eukaryota; Metazoa; Chordata; Mammalia; Macroscelidea; Macroscelididae.
CGCAGCCAUGGGGAGCCGCGUUUCGCGAGAAGACUUCGAGUGGGUCUACACUGACCAGCCGCACGCCGACCGGCGCCGGGAAAUCCUGGCAAAGUACCCAGAGAUAAAGUCCUUGAUGAAGCCUGAUUCCAAUCUGAUCUGGAUCGUGAUUGGGAUGGUCAUCACCCAGUUGGUGGCACUGUACCUGGUGAAGGACUUGGACUGGAAAUGGCUCCUGUUUUGGGCCUAUGCCUUUGGCGGCUGCAUUAAUCACUCAGUAACUUUGGCAAUUCAUGAGAUUUCCCACAACAGUGCCUUUGGGCACUACAAAGCCAUGUGGAAUCGCUGGUUUGGAAUGUUUGCUAACCUGCCUAUUGGUGUUCCAUACUCCAUUUCUUUUAAGAGGUAUCACAUGGACCACCAUCGAUACCUUGGAAAUGACGGCGUUGAUGUGGAUAUUCCCACCGAUUUUGAGGGCUGGUUUUUCUGUACCACUCUGAGGAAGUUUGUAUGGGUUGUUCUUCAACCUUUCUUUUACGCUUUUCGCCCUCUAUUCAUCAAUCCCAAAUCUAUUUCUUACCUGGAGAUAAUCAAUGUUGUAGUCCAAAUCACUUUUGACAUUUUGAUUUACUACCUUCUGGGAGUUAAAUCUUUAGUAUAUAUGUUGGCAGCAUCCUUCCUUGGUCUGGGUUUGCACCCAAUUUCUGGACAUUUUAUAGCUGAGCAUUACAUGUUCUUAAAGGGACAUGAAACUUACUCUUACUAUGGACCUCUGAAUCUCCUUACCUUCAAUGUGGGUUAUCACAAUGAACAUCAUGACUUCCCCAACAUUCCUGGCAAAAACCUUCCACUGGUGAGGAAAAUUGCAUCUGAAUACUACGACAGUCUGCCGCACUAUGACUCUUGGGUCAGGGUGCUGUAUGACUUUGUGAUGGACGAUACAGUGAGCCCAUACUCGAGAAUGAAGAGGCACACCAAAGGGGAGCUGAUGCUGGAGUGA